Pocillopora verrucosa is the source of this 1049-nucleotide messenger RNA. Its product is annotated as beta-1 adrenergic receptor-like. Gene Ontology annotation, cellular component: membrane. NCBI's taxonomy places the organism in Eukaryota, Metazoa, Cnidaria, Anthozoa, Scleractinia, Pocilloporidae. The record is from RefSeq and is a predicted model, not a curated record. Gene Ontology annotation, molecular function: melanocortin receptor activity. Gene Ontology annotation, biological process: G protein-coupled receptor signaling pathway.
AUGAACAGCAUCAGUGAAGAGUUUAACCAAGAAGAAAGGAUCAUUUUAGCAGCCUGGUUCAGUGUCACAGGUCUGGUGGCCGUAAUUGGCAACACCGUUGUCUUAUGGUUGAUCGCCAGAAAUCAUUCCUUCAGAAUAAUUUCGAAUUUUUUCAUUGCUUCAUUGGCUGUGGCGGACUUGUCGGUAGGACUUGUUAUAAACCCUGUAUGGGCAACGGCCAGGUGCAUCAAUUAUGACGAAGACAGUUAUCUGAAAACUUACGGUAAAGCUAUUGAUUAUCUGUGGAUACACACCACUGUAGCUACAACGUUCAACCUAUGCUGCAUUAGUCUGGACAGGUAUAUUGCCAUCAUUCAUCCGCUCCGCUACCAAGAGCUUCUUACUAACACGAGAAGUUAUCUCAUCAUAGCUUCUGUAUGGGUCUUGUCGUUUCUUCUCCCCUGUUCAAGGUUUUUUGUGAGAGAUGAUUCUAUUGAGUUGUGGUUGUCUUUUACAAUCAUAACAGUGUUAAUUCCUAUGAUCGUCAUUGUGUUCUGCUCCAUUCGAAUAUUGAAAGCCUCUGCGACGCAGUCCAGGAGAAUAAAUGUUGUCACUUUACAGAAUCAAGAAUCCGUAAACAGACGAAAACAGAACUUAAAAGCUGCUAAAACAGUUAGUAUUGUGGUGGGGCUAUUCGUUGUUUGCUGGCUGCCGAGUCUAAUGACUUCUUUCACUCAAUAUUUGAGCAAAAAUAUGGUUUACUCCACCAUGUAUCAUAAGGUUUGGACUAUUGUCGAGGCGGUUGCUUUUACUUCCGCGGCAAUCGACCCGUGGGUUUAUUGUUUGCGAAACAGCAAAUUCUAUGAAGCAUUUAAUCGCACUUUUCGAGUACGCGGAAGACAAAUUAUAGAACAAACUUCCGCUCGUCGUUAAACCAAGAGAAAUCAUUACGUAAACGAAUAAUAGUAACCAAAAACAUGUUGAUUUUUAAUGGAAGAAAAUGUUUGAGAUCUAAUAUUCUGAUGUGCACACUGUCGUAUUUUCCAUAAACGUCGAACAGUUGACAGUUU